This is a messenger RNA of Ruditapes philippinarum (Manila clam), 719 nucleotides long. RefSeq names its product cyclin-dependent kinase inhibitor 1C-like. The transcript is spliced from 3 exons. Lineage: Eukaryota; Metazoa; Mollusca; Bivalvia; Venerida; Veneridae. The coding region runs from base 22 to 381 and encodes 119 amino acids. The record is from RefSeq and is a predicted model, not a curated record.
AGUUUAUAUCUUCUUAUUCAGAUGAAGUCCCCAUUGAGAUGUAUAUUGGUUGGAAUUUGCGUAUCCAUUUUAGUUUUAGAGACAGACACUGCAACUCCAGCACCAACUGCAGCACCAGGUCCAGCACCAACUGCAGCACCAACUGCAGCACCAGGUCCAGCACUAACUGCAGCACCAGGUCCAGCACUAACUGCAGCACCGGCACCGGCAACCCAAAACCCUGCCGGUGGACCAAACAAUGGUCAUUCGCAACCAGGUGGUGGUAAUGGUGGAGGAAAUGGGGGAAACGGAUUACAUCAACUCACCACAGAAACCCUGUCCAAGUUCACAGGAAUGAUCCUUGUCACGCUUUUCAUAAACAGAUAUCAGAUGUUUCUAUAAAAUGUUCAUGGUAUAUUUUGGAAGAGCCUAGGACAAUAUGGACAUAUUUACAGACAAAAACUAAAUCUAAACUAAUGAAAAUGUAAGAGCGGAUAUUACACUUCGUUGUAAGAAUGAUGCUCUUAAUUUUGUAAAAUUACACGUUUAUUAAAGUUUAUUAAUGCCUACUGUUCCAGUUAUCAAGCAUCUUUUUUACAUAUAUAUCUUCAAUAUGUGUAAAUAUAUUAUUUAAUGUGUAAAAUGUUCAAUUACUAAAGUUUCAAAUAUUAUCUAAGCAUUUGUUCAUGCUGACAGAAAUGAAAAACCUGUUAAAUAUAUGUCAGCAUUUUACAACGAUG